Prinia subflava (tawny-flanked prinia) is the source of this 462-nucleotide messenger RNA. It is a transcript of the gene FXYD3, whose product is annotated as FXYD domain containing ion transport regulator 3. Bases 87 to 347 code for a protein of 86 amino acids. NCBI's taxonomy places the organism in Eukaryota, Metazoa, Chordata, Aves, Passeriformes, Cisticolidae. Gene Ontology annotation, cellular component: membrane. Gene Ontology annotation, molecular function: sodium channel regulator activity. The transcript is spliced from 8 exons. Gene Ontology annotation, biological process: regulation of sodium ion transmembrane transporter activity. The record is from RefSeq and is a predicted model, not a curated record.
UUCCUUCCUUGGCCACGCCCCCUCCCAGUUCCCCCCCCAGUUCCAGUUCCCCGUGGCUGCUCUGGGAAGGGGUCAAAGGUCACGGAAUGGAGCGGGAAAGGCUCGGAGCACUGGUGAUACUGGGAGUUCUGACCCUGGCGAGAGGGGACCCCCCCGAUGCCACCAGUCCCUUCCAGUAUGACUGGUGUCACCUGCGCGUUGGUGGCCUCGUGGUGGCCGCGGUGCUGAGCGUGCUGGGAGUGAUCGUCCUGCUGAGUGGGAAGUGCAAGUGCCGGAGCAAGGCCAGCCGCCGCCCCCCCCCGGAGCUGCCACCUCUGCCUGGGCCAGGAGCCGCCAGCUCGUGCUGAGCUGUCCCCAAGUGUCCCCAAGUGUCCCCAAAUGUCCCCAAAUGUCCCCAAGUGUCCCCAGAUGUCCCCAAAUGUCCCCAAAUGUCCCCGAGAAGGACAAGGAAUAAAAAUGGGG